AUGGUAAAGGAGGCUGUGAAAACUCUCUCAAAAAAUCCUGUAUUUGCUAGGGAUCCUAGACAAGUACAAUUUGAAGGGGACAUUAAUCGCUUGUUUCUUUAUACAAGCUACAAUCUGUUGGGGAAGAAUGCUGAUGAAGCAGAUGCGGAAGAGAUUAUUGAAAUGGCCAGUAAAGCCUCUUUUGCCGAUCAACAAAUACAAGUCCAAGAAAAUGUUCACUCUCAAAUCAAAGCAUUUUGCACAUGCAUGAAUGAAAUUCUUCUUUCAAAUGAAAAGAUGAUGAAUGGCCACUUAGAAUUAUCUCAACAAGCAAACAAUUCACCUCCCCAUGGUGGGCUUAGUUCUGCUAAAGCUGCCUCUAAACAAAGACCAUUAAGUCAAUCUGAAGUCUCUAAGAAGUUAAAGGAUCAAUUUGGUUACACACUUAAUGUUAAACCUUCUCAAAUAUCUCACAAGGAUUCUGGCAAAGGUCUAUUUUUAGAUGGUGCAGUUGAUGUUGGGACUGUACUAGCCUUUUAUCCUGGUGUGGUCUAUUCCCCAGCUUACUAUCAUCAUAUUCCGGGAUAUCUUGAUGAGCAGAACCCAUAUUCGAUUGCAAGAUAUGACGGGACUGUCAUUGACGCCCAACCUUGGGGUUGUGGCGGUGACGGACCAGAACUAUUCGAUGUUAGAAAAAUGUUAGAAAACAAGCUUGAAAAUGAAGGCGCUGAGAAGAGUUCAGAUAGAGUGCGUAAACCUUUGGAAGGCUCCCAGGUAGAUGAUUAUUUAGUUGAGCAUAGAAAUCCAUUAGCCUUAGCUCAUUUAGCUAAUCACCCUGCAAAAGGAAUGUUUUCAAAUGUCAUGAUCUGCCCUUAUGACUUUCCAUUGACUGAAAACAACAUGAGGGUUUACAUACCAAACAUCUUAUUUGGCAAUGCAGAAGUAAACAUCAAGAGAUUUGGAAGCUCUUGGUUCAAAUCUGUAGUUUCAAGAAACAGUGAAUCAAAUGUUCCUAUCCUGAAAACUGUUGUUCUGGUAGCAACUAGGGCUCUUCAAGACGAAGAACUCCUUUUGAACUACAGGUUGAGCAACUCCAAGCAGUGGCCUGAAUGGUAUGCUCCAGUGGAUGAAGAAGAGGACAUGAAUCUGAAAGAUGAAAGUAUCAAAUGUUAA
Molecule: messenger RNA, 1152 nt
Organism: Sphenostylis stenocarpa
Lineage: Eukaryota; Viridiplantae; Streptophyta; Magnoliopsida; Fabales; Fabaceae
Source: the annotation of a GenBank genome assembly